Messenger RNA from Paramecium octaurelia, 700 nucleotides. Lineage: Eukaryota; Ciliophora; Oligohymenophorea; Peniculida; Parameciidae. The record is from the annotation of a GenBank genome assembly.
AUGAGUUUGGAUUCUUCUCAAAAGUGCGAUGAAGAAACUGGUUUAAAAUCAAUGAGUCUUGAACCUUUAGAGCUUGAUGACACAUACUAGACCCCUGUUGAUAUUAGAUGGGGAAAUUUUUACCCAUUAUUUUAGAAAAACAACAUUCCAAAAAUUGUCAUUGGCCCUCAUUGUAAUAAUUAAAAAAUAUCAUUUUAUAGGGCCAUUCUUUAUUUGCGCAUAUUUUUUAUUUUUUAUAGCUAGUGUAUUUUUAAUUGGGUGGCAUUUUACUAGCACAUCAUCUUAAUUUAUAAAAUGGGCUACAUUUAUAGUUUGCGUUAAUUAAUGUUGGAGUUAUGCUUGGGUAGCUUUAAUUAACUCAGGAGUUAUUAAUUAUGAUAAAAAUAAUUCUAUUGAAAAUGACCAAAAACAUCACCAUAAUUAGAUAUUUAGAAUGAUAGCAAGACUUGGUUUUGUAGUGCAUGUAAACUCUUAUAAUUUUAUGGCACUGUGCAUUGUAGUGAUUGCGAUGUAUGCAUUUAGGAAAUGGAUCAUUAUUGCCCAUGGACAGGGAAAUGUAUUGGAAAAGGAAACAUAAAAUAAUUUUACUAUUUUCUGGCUAGUACUGUAAUAUUUAUGAUUUUUAAUAUAAUUGCUUCAUUAACAUAGUUAGAUGGAGCACUAAAUGGAACUAGUAGGAAAAUAAAAUAAGGUAGUUGAG